AGCUGGUGUGUGUGAAUGUUCCGCCUGGUCUCACCAUUUGAACUGCAUGGACAUCUGCAGGUGAACUGAACCCAGAGCACAGACACCAACGCUGAAGGUUGUGUGUGAGAUGAGUGUGUGUGUGUAAAACCACUGAGCCUGGAAAACAGUGUAUGUCUUGCCGUCUUGUGUGUGUGACCUUGCCUGCAGUGUGUGUGUGUGUGUGUGUGUGUGUGUGUGUGACCUUGCCUGCAGUGUGUGUGUGUGUGUGUGUGUGUGUGUGUGUGUGUGUGACCUUGCCUGCAGUGUGUGUGUGUGUGAGAGAGAGCGAUGGAAGGGAAGGUGUGUAGUGGGAACAACGUGCUCCAGGCGAGAAAAGCAGUGGAGCAGCUCAGAGUUGAAGCCAACAUGGACCGGGUCAAGAUCUCGGUGGCAGCGGCUCAGCUGGUGCAGUACUGCCAGGAGCACAUCCGCUCCGACCCGCUGAUCACAGGCAUCGCCACCUCCGCCAACCCCUUUAAGGACAAGAAGACCUGCGUACUGCUCUAGACCUGAGUACUACUCUAGACCUGAGUACUGCUCUAGACCUGCGUACUACUCUAGACCUGAGUACUACUCUAGACCUGAGUACUGCUCUAGACCUG
This is a messenger RNA of Alosa alosa (allis shad), 623 nucleotides long. Its product is annotated as guanine nucleotide-binding protein G(I)/G(S)/G(O) subunit gamma-12-like. Gene Ontology annotation, biological process: G protein-coupled receptor signaling pathway. The coding region runs from base 310 to 528 and encodes 72 amino acids. NCBI's taxonomy places the organism in Eukaryota, Metazoa, Chordata, Actinopteri, Clupeiformes, Clupeidae. The record is from RefSeq and is a predicted model, not a curated record. Gene Ontology annotation, molecular function: G-protein beta-subunit binding. The transcript has 3 exons. Gene Ontology annotation, cellular component: heterotrimeric G-protein complex.